Messenger RNA from Papilio xuthus (Asian swallowtail), 3099 nucleotides. It is a transcript of the gene Pdk1, whose product is annotated as Phosphoinositide-dependent kinase 1. Gene Ontology annotation, biological process: intracellular signal transduction; peptidyl-serine phosphorylation. The transcript has 5 exons. The record is from RefSeq and is a predicted model, not a curated record. Gene Ontology annotation, molecular function: protein serine/threonine kinase activity; ATP binding. NCBI's taxonomy places the organism in Eukaryota, Metazoa, Arthropoda, Insecta, Lepidoptera, Papilionidae. The coding region runs from base 334 to 2070 and encodes 578 amino acids.
CUACAGAGCGGAGGACGUAGUCAAUGCCUCGCUCACGUCAAGCGCUGUGUUUGUUACGAAUCUAGUCUGCAUCGCGCUGUUGAACGUAACGGACGUACGCGACGCUCUCUGUUUUUAUUUAAAACUGAAAUUAAACAACGUUAAAUUAUUUUUUUAGUGUAUUAGUAAUUUAUCUAAAUAAAUUUGCAUUCCAAUAUAGAAAGCAUUCGCUUGCUGUACCGUAAAGUUAAAUUUAGUGAUUGUAACGGUUUCAAAUUUUAAUAAGCGAACUUCAUGAACUGUGAUCGUGUUUUUGACCGUUUCGUACUUCAAUAAAACGAUUGGACUCAACGUAUGCGACGGGUAGAAAUGAGCGGAUUGACCGUCAGAGUUAAAAGGGGAUCGAGGGGUAGUGCCACACUUCUUGAAGCAGCUAACAGAAUUCUGCGACUACUCGGCGUGAGCUCCGCCAAGCGCGGGAAACAGCCCUCGCCCAAAUCUAAGCCAAACGGCCGAGCCGGAAGCGAAGUUCGCGCUCCAAUAGCGACGUCCGAGUCCGCGGCGGAGUCGCCGGUUAGGAUGCAGGCGUCGCAGGCGGCUGCAGCCUCGGCGCCCGCGCGUCCCGCGGCGCCCGCGCCCGCUCACCCCUACAGGCCCACCAAACGCACUGCCAAAGAUUACAUAUUCGGCAAACUGAUUGGCGAAGGCUGCUACAGCACUGUAUUUCUCGCGAAGGACAUUCACACCGGAAAGGAAUAUGCAAUCAAGGUAUGCGAGAAACUUCAUAUAAUAAGACACAAGAAACGGGAAUACAUAAAACGCGAGAAAGAGGCCCUAAACAAGCUGUUCAAUGCGCCACAUGGUUUCGUGAAGCUGUAUUGCACGUUCCAGGACGACGAGAGAUUGUAUUUCGUCUUGUCGUACGCCAAGAAUGGCGAACUGUUGCCUUAUAUAAAUAAAGUAGGCUCCUUCGAGCUUAACGUAGCUAAAUUUUAUGCUGCCGAACUAUUGUUGGCACUAGAAAGAAUGCACGCUGAAGGUAUUAUUCACCGUGAUCUGAAACCGGAAAACAUAUUAUUAGAUGAAAAUAUGCAUUUACAAAUAGCCGAUUUCGGGACGGCUAAAAUAUUGCCUCCCGAAGAGAUUAGAUCGAACGCGCCGUGCACGGUUCCGGCGGAGACGGACGACGAUAGCCCCGGCAAAAAUGACCGCUCUAGAAAAAUAAGUUUCGUGGGAACCGCACAGUACGUGAGCCCAGACCUGCUGCAGAAUCGCGUGAACACGCGCGCCUCCGACUUGUGGGCCUUCGGCUGCAUCGUCUACCAGAUGAUAUCGGGCCUGCCGCCAUUCCGCGCCGCCGCCGAGUUCCUCACCUUCCAGAAAAUACUCAAAAUGGAUUAUGAGUUUCCUGAAGGCUUCCCGGCAGACGCCAAGGAUUUAGUUGAGAAACUAUUAGUUUUAGAUCAUACAAAGAGGCUAGGGGCCGAUGACAAGGGUACCAAUUAUGAGAGCAUCCGCAACCACCCAUUCUUCGAGGGCAUCGACUGGGACAACAUCUGGGAACAGACGCCGCCGACCAUCAGCCCGUACUUGCCCGGCGGUUCCUUCGAGGCGGCCGAGGAGUACACGGUGCCUGACCACCUCGAGCCCGGCCUCGGAAAUAAUCAACUCGUCCGCCUUUGGGAAUUUGACUUAUCGACCUCUGGAGGAAUUUUAAACAUAAGCCCUGAAGAAAGACGUCGCCGUCUUGAGGUUCAAGCCCGUGAAAACAAAUGGCAUCAAUUCGUCGCCGGAGAAUUGAUAUUGAAGCAGGGACUCGUGGAAAAGAGGAAGGGCCUGUUUGCGCGCCGCCGCAUGCUGCUUCUCACCACCGGUCCCCGCCUGUUCUACGUCGACCCAGUCAACAUGGUUCUCAAGGGAGAAAUACCCUGGUCGCCAGAGCUACGUGUCGAAGCAAAGAACUUUAGAAUAUUUUUAGUACACACGCCGAACCGCACAUAUUACUUAGAAGACCCGGAGUCGUACGCACUGGAGUGGGCGCGCGUCAUAGACGAGGUGCGCAUCGGCACAUAUGGUCGCGACACGACCUAAGCGCCGGCGCCGCCCAGUGCACACUCCUAGGACAUUAACUAGCCUUCAUUUCGAGCACGAGAAUCAUCUAGAAGAAAAUUCGCCGCGACGGUACGCCUAGCAAAUGCCAUGAAAUGGAAAGGGGCGGAAUCGCACGCGAAGCGUCGCCGCUCCGAGCGCCGCGUCCGCUACGGAGCGCCCGCCCGCGCGCGCCACCACCGUGCGCCGUGGACGGUAGCGGACGGCCAGUGACGGUGGCGCACGGUGGCUGACGGUUGCGCACAGUGGCGGACGGUGGCGGCCGAGCGCGGCGCGGACGACUGCAGACGAGCGCGCCGCGGCCGCGUGCGCGUGCGCGUGAUCGUGAUAGUGGACCGAGACAUUCGCUCCGUGUCGAUACUGAAUGACUGAUUCCUAUUAGUAUGUCCCGACUAUCUUAAAUUAUUCUAAUUUAAGUUAAUUAUUUAAAUGUGGAUAUAUCGAUGAUGUGUAAAUAUUUGUCGUAAAUUAUUAACGCAAAUCUUUUAGAUGUAACAUGUAAAGGGGCCGUUGUAACUUAAUACCGGCCUUUGUAGAAUGGACUUGUUAUCUCACCACCCGCGUGUUCACGAAGCCCAUUCCAGUUGGUAACUAGGCAAUUUGUAGCUAAAUUAUUAUUAUUAUUUAUUUUAAUUAUAAUGGUUUGCCAACGGAAUGUGACUGUUGUACAGAAAUUAAACUAGAAAAUAUCGAUCUGUUUCCAAUUCCCACGAGACGUUAGCUCGGUGUGUGUCGUGUCGGUGACGUCACAAUAGCGCGUAUGUGGUCACUGUUUGUUGCUAAGCACAGACAGGCGAAUUUAUAUUCCGAAAUUGAAGUCGACGGAUGAAAUAUACGCGCAUACUAUUGACAUACGUUAAAAUACUCAACGGCAAAAAUGUGCUGCGGCUAGUAAAUAUUAGAAAAACAUUUGUUGAGACAAUUUCGGUUGUUUCCACCUGUGAUCCAACCCCUAAAGGGGCAGUGAUCUAGUUUAUUAUUUAUGCAAUGCUGCGUCGUUGGGAUUGGAAA